Molecule: messenger RNA, 2584 nt
Organism: Amoebophrya sp. A25
Lineage: Eukaryota; Dinophyceae; Syndiniales; Amoebophryaceae
Source: the annotation of a GenBank genome assembly
GCAAAACUUGUGGUUUCCUGCCGGAUGUUGUCACACGAACAAGCACAUUCAACUCAUGGGAUACGUUUUCAGAAGAUAGCACUAACGCCCUCAGGCAAAAAGCGGCGCAAAGACACACGACGACAACGACAAUGGCGGACCAAGCUAACAGUCAAAGCGAGGCGCUGGUGGAUGAACCAGAUCGAACUCGAUGCGGAACUGGGAGUACACGAGCCCUAGGUCUUCCUGGUGUCCGCUCAAGGCGCUGUCAGUCUGAAAGACCGGGACUCGUAAGUCGUGUAACUAGUUGUAGUUGCCUUACCCCUACCUCUUCUACAGGAAGAUCGUGCAAUGACGGCCAUCAGACUCCUAAUUUCAGCGGUUUCGAUAGCGCAGCAUGGGAACAGGUUAGCGAGAUGGCGAAAGAUCUAGCAGACGUGAUCACGAACGGCCGCGCCCCUACGCUUAUAGGCCUGCAGAAGGACCUCGAGGCAGUCGCCUCUCGCCGUAGUGGCUCCCUCGCUACGCCCAUGGAAGUGGAGUCUGGAGCUCGAAGGCGGGACUGGGCCCCGCUUUACGCCACAACUGGUCAGGUAUUCUACAUACACAUUUGUGCGCGCGGGUACCAGUACGACGACACUACUUCUUCGAGUGCCUCUUCCAGCGUGUUCUCAGAGUCGGAGGAGGAGGAGGAAGACGGCCCACAGGAUGACAGUCGCGAACAAUUUCUGGCACUAGGUGAGGAUGACGAUCUCGACCCCGAUCAACAGAUGGUGAAUGAUCAGCGGAAUGCCGACCUCGCACAUACAGAUUUGCUGCAGCAACUGGGAGUUCCACAGACAGGCCGGUCACGCACGCCGUGUACCUCUUCUAGCACAGCAAUGAGCAACAGCGAUGACAUUGACACUUCGAGCCCCGCAAUGAGUGGCGAGGGUUCUCAUUUAGAAGGCUUGACUUCCACGACGGUGAAUUCAGCGCAGACGUCAAGCGCCUCCCGCCAGUGUCCAUAACCUGAUGCAAAACGUGACGCGCUCCUUGGUGAUUACUCUACCGCAGACAUUUUUCGGGAGCAAUUGACGAUUGAUGGUGGAGGACAAGAUUACGGCCUUCGAACAAAUAAACAGAGCAGAAACUAACAUGAUUAUUCUAAUUCUGAAUUUGAUGCACGGUCCAGGAUCAUAGUCAGAAUGAUUUAGUAGGAGCACAACUUUCAUCAGAUUCAAGAAAUGGCAAAGGCUCUCUUCCGGGUACAUCCGAGGAUGAGACUCCUAGUCCUAGGCAAAACCGUAGUACUCCACCAAUGCUAUCACUCGUCCAAUUGCUGCCUGUUCUUUGACGAGACGGAUUCAUCAGGAAACUCCAAGGACAAAAAGUACUUCGGCAGUGGCACAACUCGUCCAACUGCUGCCUGUUCUUAGACGAGUCAGAUCCUUACUCAGACCUAGUUUGUAUUUUGUACAAAACAAGGCGAAGGCUCUAAUAUCGAGAAGUUGAAUUGGGUUUAGCACGUGCUUGGUUUCCGCAACAUUAUCGGCUCGGGUCUUUCGAGGCGGAUCCGCACAUCCAGUUCACUUUUUUCAAGAAAGGUCAAACCCAGCGAGUGCUUGAUGUUCGAACGCGCUUUAAGGUUGUACACGUGGGCUCGGGCUCUCGCAGCUCAUCUGUCACAGAGAGCGGUGUUGAGCCGGAACAUUUUGUGAGGCCACAUCAAGAUGAGCGAAGUUGUCAUGCAAGCCAACAUGAAGAGCGCAGUCGCGAUUUUCUUCCCUCUACUCACGGCGAGGACGAAGUAUCAAUAUUGAGCAUGCAAAGGCAUCAAUGGACACACCAAAUUGCUAUGCAGACGCAGAGUCGUCUCGAUUCGGUUGUCGUGAUGUAUCAUCACCAUCGACGUUCGCGUCGUGGAAGCAAAGAAUACAAGGCCCCCGCGAGUUCCAACAAAGAACUCGACUCUAGUGCUGCUACGGCAACUACCAGAACUAGCCUGCACCGAUUUGAGCUCAUGGGAUUGCAUGGCGGAUCACGGUUUAUUCGCCUGUGAGAGCGACGAGCAGCGACUCUUCUAAAGUAGUAUUUUCUAUGGAAAUAUUUAUAUAGCAGAGUAGUUUAUACUUAUAGCACGCAGGGUGCAUGGAGUAGCAUGGAGUGCAUGGAGCGCAGAGCUUUAAGGGGCGCAAGAAGCUCCCCCUUUAGCUCCAUGCUACUCCAUGUGAUCCAUGCACUCCAUGCCAUGCGAGCCGUGAAACCUUAUAAAUUGCUCUGAUAUAGUUCUACUUCUAGUUGUUCACCAAGAACAAGUUAAUACGAUCGGUUGACUUAUUUCUUACUCUUCGGGGUUGUAACCUGCUUGUGCUCGAGUUUCUAUUUCGUCGUAGUGAAGCAGCUUCGUCCUUGCAAAAUGGUUUCUACGCAGUAAAGUAAUUUCUAUCUUUUUUCCGUUUUAUUUUCUUUAAGGUUAAGAAAAAGAAUGGGUGUCAACCACAAAAAGCAUCCACCGACAGCAUAUUAUCAGAUCAGUCGUUGAUGAAGUAAGCCAAGAAUGUAAGAUUUGAGUUUGAAGAAAAGUGUCUCUGAUCGACUGAGCGUGACGAUCGAUGCUCCUGCG